AAACGAAUCUAAAAAAUAAAACGAUCGUCGUCUCCAAAAUUGACUCAUCUGCUAGAUCUUCGAUCGUCGUCUCCGAAUCUCCAGGCGCGAUUCGAGAGUAUUAUAAUCUAUUUGAAUCGGAAAUUUAGGGAUCUGUAGUGGUUUCGGGGGGGCAUUGUUGACGACGGCGAGAUAUGGCCGGGAAGAGUGGAGACUCGGUGUCGAUCUCGGUGCCGUAUAGGAAUUUGAGGAAGGAUGUUGAAGUUGAGAUGGUGACGAAGCAUGGAAACGAACACGCUUCGUCUUCGUCGUCGUCUCCUUUGAAUGGUUCUGACGGUGGUGAGCCCGUGGCGAAGGAUUGUAGCUUGGUGACGCUGGUGCUUAGCUGUACAGUCGCUGCUGGUGUUCAAUUCGGAUGGGCAUUGCAGCUUUCUCUCCUCACUCCUUAUAUUCAGACUCUUGGAAUAUCUCACGCUUUUUCUUCUUUUAUUUGGCUAUGCGGCCCUAUCACAGGCCUUGUGGUCCAGCCUUGUGUGGGCAUUUGGAGUGAUAAAUGUACUUCAAAGUAUGGAAGACGACGACCUUUCAUCCUUGUGGGAUCACUCCUGAUCUCUAUAGCAGUGAUAAUAAUCGGGUUUUCUGCAGACAUUGGGUAUCUAUUAGGAGAUACGAAGGAACAUUGCAGUACUUUCAAAGGGACACGGACCAGGGCAGCUUUUGUAUUUAUCCUUGGGUUUUGGUUGUUGGAUCUAGCAAACAACACAGUACAGGGACCUGCUCGUGCUCUUCUAGCUGAUCUAUCAGGUCCUGAUCAGCGGAAUACUGCAAAUGCUGUCUUCUGCUUGUGGAUGGCUAUUGGGAAUAUCCUUGGGUUUUCUGCUGGGGCUAGUGGACGAUGGCAAGAAUGGUUCCCUUUCCUAACCAGUAGAGCAUGUUGUGCCGCAUGCGGAAAUCUUAAAGCAGCUUUUCUUCUUGCAGUGGUCUUUCUCACUAUAUGCACUCUUGUCACAAUCUAUUUUGCGAAAGAGAUUCCUUUGGCAAGCAGUAAGCCCACCCGCAUACCAGAUUCGGCACCUUUGCUGGAUGAUCUCCAGCCUGAAGGCCUUGAGCACUCAAAAUCGAAUCAUGGUGCUGCCAAUGGGAUUAAGUAUGAAAGAGUGGAACGUGAUAUGGAUGGACAUCUUAAAAAGUCAAACAAUGAGCAUCAAGAUAAGACCUUCAUUGAUGGCCCUGGAUCUGUUCUAGUGAAUUUGUUAACCAGUUUAAGGCAUUUGCCGCCUGCUAUGCACUCUGUUCUUAUCGUCAUGGCUCUAACAUGGCUAUCGUGGUUCCCCUUCUUUCUGUUUGAUACAGAUUGGAUGGGAAGAGAAGUUUACCAUGGUGAUCCAACGGGAGAUAGUUUGCGCGUGGAACUUUAUGAUCAAGGUGUUCGGGAAGGUGCAUUUGGCUUGUUACUAAACUCUGUUGUCCUUGGGAUCAGCUCAUUCUUGAUUGAACCAAUGUGUCAGCGGAUGGGUGCACGAGCUGUAUGGGCUCUGAGCAAUUUUACAGUAUUCGCAUGCAUGGCAGGAACAGCUGUUAUUAGCUUGAUGUCUUUGAGGGAUAACUCUAAAGGAAUUGAACAUAUAAUAGAUGGAAACGAAACAACAAGAACUGCAGCCAUAAUCGUUUUUGCACUCCUCGGUUUUCCUCUAGCUAUCACAUACAGUGUCCCUUUCUCUGUCACAGCAGAAGUCACUGCUGAUUCCGGUGGUGGUCAAGGUCGGUGUAAAGCUUCAACCAUUCAUAGCUCUAGCGUCUUAGAUUUCAAAGUACCAAAUGGUUACUUCACUCUUUUUGAAUUUUGUUCUCAAUGUAGGUUUGGCUAUAGGAGUGUUGAACCUUGCAAUUGUUAUCCCUCAGAUGAUAGUCUCGCUUGGAGCGGGUCCAUGGGAUGCAUUGUUUGGAGGAGGAAACUUACCGGCGUUUGUUUUGGCGUCUGUUGCUGCUUUUGCUGCCGGAGUUAUUGCUUUGCGUAGCCUUCCCACACUAUCUAGUUCUUUCAAGUCUACUGGUUUCCAUAUCGGGUGAAAACUUUUAAACCGGGACUCCAAUACAAAACCGAGCCACACAGUUUUUUUUUUCUUGAGGUAUAGACUUAAAAUUCAGAUUCUUUUUGUUGGCCAUGUUCUCGUCUCUCGACAUAUAUGUAUGUAGGUUUUGUACAUUUUUAGUUUUGUUGUAAUGUAACGACACAACAAUGGGACUAUAAAUUUACAAAUACACCUCUUUAUCACCUGAAAAGGUACAUUUAUCUUCGUUA
Molecule: messenger RNA, 2281 nt
Organism: Brassica napus (rape)
Lineage: Eukaryota; Viridiplantae; Streptophyta; Magnoliopsida; Brassicales; Brassicaceae
Product: sucrose transport protein SUC3
Exons: 13
Coding region: 174-1997 (607 amino acids)
Biological process (GO): transmembrane transport
Cellular component (GO): membrane
Molecular function (GO): sucrose:proton symporter activity
Source: RefSeq, a predicted model, not a curated record